UGCGAGGGUGACUUUGGCGGAGCCCUUGAUUCGUUCUAACGAUUUUCUUUGACACAAACCUCGCACUGCCAUUGCUUCCAUGAAAAGAUCUUAGCCGCAAUCUCCAACGUUCCCUUGGGACCAACUCCGUAUGCGGUAAACUCCGACAUGAUCUGCGUGACGCACUCUUUGCUCUGGCGAAAUACUAUGUACACGGUACUUCCUGAAGCGAUCCGGUAUCGUCACAUUAACUUCAGGCGAAUUCCAAGUAUACUCUGGCGAGUAAGUUCCGUGCCUUCAGCUAGCAACCGAACGCUCCGCCAGUUAGCAUAAUCGACGGAGGCAUCUGUGUGAUCUGUCAUCUAGGCGGUUACAUGAACAACUUAAAACACAACACUGAGAACAAACCGCGUCAAUGUCGUGGUAUCAACUUCAACCAGCGACACGCUUCGAUUCUAUGACCGGUGAUGUGAUGUGAUAUUUACCCGCGCUUUAUUGAUUGAUACCCCACUACCGGAUGAACAUAUAAAUGUGGCAAACGGGUGCUGAGCGUUCUUGUUUGUCUGAGAUUCAAUCGUGACCAGGGGAUACAAAAAUGAGUGCACCUCUGCCGGGAGAAAAGAAUAAAGUUGACAGUGGUAACGUGACUACACUGGGUCGGCGCCUAUUUCAUUGGGGGCCACUGGUGGCUUUGGGGAUUAUCAAGUUUGUUUUUUUUACGUGUAUCUACCUCACGUCGUGGUGGUUUCCUCCAUAUGAAUCUAUUGGGGGCACCGUCAAUCAUGUCAUGUAUAUGAUAGCUGUCGGGCUUAUUCUGUAUAAUUUCCUUUGCUCAGUUGGUACCGGCGGCGGGUUCGUGCCUAAGGGAUGGAAGCCGAAAGAUCGAAAGGCGGAGAAGUUUUUACAAUACUGCGGUUUGUGCGAAGGCUUUAAGCCUCCUCGAGCCCAUCACUGCCGUCGUUGUGGGCAUUGUGUUAUGAAAAUGGAUCAUCAUUGCCCAUGGAUAAAUGCCUGUGUGGGGCAUCGUAAUCACCGGAAUUUUAUCUUUUUUCUGUUAUUCUGCGUCACCGGUUCGAUCCACUCGAUCGUGUUGCUUUCUCUUGGCCUACAAAGGGCUUAUAAUGUGAAAUGGUACGCAGAUAUGGAAGAACGAUACGAAUUUGAACUUCGAAUUCGUGGUCGCGAAUAUCCGCCACUAGGUUUUCAGCCUUCACCUUUGGUUCAUCUGCCAUUUGCAUGGAUGCUAGCAACCGUGCUUAGCAUUGGACUUUCUCUCGGUGUCAUUAUUGCGUUGGGCUCGCUAUUAUAUUUCCAGAUGAAAAUGGUCUUGAAGAAUGAGACCGGUAUUGAGGCUUGGAUUAACCAGAAAGCGGAAAUGCGCUUAGAAGAAAUGGGGCGUUCAGCUAGCGAUUGGGUUUACCCAUACGAUCUGGGUUGGAAGCUGAACGCUCAAAUGGUGUUAGCAUGGUGGAUCAAAGAGGGCAACGGCAUCGAUUGGCCAAUGCGAGGCGGUUGCGAUCAGUAUGCGCUCACAGUCGAACAGAAGCUGCAAAAAGACGAUAAACGCCUUCGGCGGCGGCCUUACGUGGUCAUUCAAAGGUACCAUGGGGGCUAUUUUCCCUGGUGUAGUCAUGGAUGCCGCACGUGCAUACGGACACCAAUUAACGAUGAGCCCAGGCUUAGACUUGAAAUUGGCCAAAAAAUUCUGGUGACGCGAUGGAAAAGGUUUAUUGAUGAGACCCAGGUAAGGAAAUUUGUUGGACGAAUCGCUUUUGUCCACGCUCUUGGAAAAGGAGCCGAUAUUGACGGUCGAACACACGUUGGAAACUGCACCCUUCUCAAGUGAACAUCGAAGAAUGAGAGACAGAAGUCCGCAGACUGCGCUUCCGCCUUUCCUAGAAACAGAGUCGAAUAUUGCGUCAAGCGUUUCCUUUUGCUUCUUUGCCAGCUUUCGUAAGUCGCUUUCGACACUGACUGGCGAGGUGUCAACGUAGUUAAUUAUAUACAAUUCAUUUGGAGCAUCGAUGAACGGUGAAGGUCUGGCUGCACGCUGACUAGUUUCUUCAGGCGAUGGGUUCGUGGCGGUGGAAACGUCACGAAGGAUACGGACUUUUUCAGCUUUAUUGGUCACCACCGUUUCAUCUAGUCUUCUAAUAGAAUCAACACUACGUCUAGUCUUGCACCACUAAACGUGCCUAUAAAUUGCCUGUGAAUAUCGGCUCUGAAUGAUGCAGUUUUCUUCAACGGUUCCCUUUUUGGUCAGCAUUUUCUGCAGCAUAUGCUGGAAAAUGGUUCUUGCUUUAUCAUUAUCUUUCGCUUUACAUUAAAGACUAAUGCGUUUCAUAUGAGCAUUAAUCUUUUCCUCACUAUUACAGCCUUUUGAUGGAAUGGGGAACUCUGUACUAAUGUGACGUAUUGAAUGAAGUGCGUGUAGAUCACGUCUACAUCACAACAAAUAAUGAAAAGGCGGUUUCAUUCCGUAAAUUGUAGGUGGUGGAUCAUGCUAUCAGCAAAACAGGUGACAGAUGUUGAGCAUCGAAGUCGUUUGAAAUCAUGAAUGUGACAAUUGCAUAGCGAGCGAAUAAAUUUUCGCAUUGCCUAUAAAGUCAUCAUUUGCAAGAGCAACGUCGAGGACAUUGCAACCUCUCGUCGGGUCAGAUACAAACUGCUGUAGUCUCGUUUCACUGCAGAAGUUUAGGUAUAUCAUUUUUUUGACAGGUCAUCGUUACUGGUAUUGCUGUUCUGAAACGUCGUUUUCGAUCUCUAACGAAAAGGACUGUAUAAUCAACUUGCGCAAAAGCUUUUUGGUCACUAAUGAAUUUUAUGCUUCUUUCUUCCAAAUCUUGUGCUGAGGUAAAAAAAAAAGGGAUUAAAGUGAUCUGACGCAGUUUCUACAGAGUACUAGGCCGACCGCCAUUUUCUCUGAGCAUGCAAUGUUA
This is a messenger RNA of Varroa destructor (honeybee mite), 2918 nucleotides long. RefSeq names its product palmitoyltransferase ZDHHC6-like. The record is from RefSeq and is a predicted model, not a curated record. Lineage: Eukaryota; Metazoa; Arthropoda; Arachnida; Mesostigmata; Varroidae. Gene Ontology annotation, molecular function: palmitoyltransferase activity.